Molecule: messenger RNA, 1146 nt
Organism: Pestalotiopsis fici W106-1
Lineage: Eukaryota; Fungi; Ascomycota; Sordariomycetes; Amphisphaeriales; Sporocadaceae
Exons: 4
Coding region: 1-1146 (381 amino acids)
Source: RefSeq, a predicted model, not a curated record
AUGUUCAUUCCCUCGUUUUUGACAUUGGCCUUGGCUGCCACUGCGGUAGCGCAGGGUGGUCGUGGCGGCGGCGGCGGUGGUGGUGGCCGAGGCGGAGGAGGAGGAGGUUUUGGUGGUGGUGGCUUUAGAGGAGGCGGAGGUGGUCGCGGUGGCGGCGGUAACGGUGGAGGCGGUCGCGGCGGUGGUGGUGGAGGCUUCGGCGGCGGCGGCGGAGGUUUUGGUGGCGGCGGCGACUUUGGAGGAGGAGGAGGUGGUGGCGUUCCCCAGCCUCAACCCACUCCCGAGCCCGUUGAUCCAUGUUACGCCAACCCUUACUACCCGUGGGUCGUUGCCAUGGAGGACAACGAACAGGGUCUGGAAUACUGCUACGACUUGUACCCCAAGGAAACCAAGACGUGGUGGACAACAAAGACCCAGCAAGGGGAGUUUGCGACCAAGACAUACACCGUUGACACGACUACUGUCACCAAGACCAAGACCAGUCUCACUACCACUACCAGUACCACCACCACUACCAGCACCAGUACUAGUACCAGUACCUCAACGACCGUCACUGUUGCAAAGCCAAAGCCAAUGGGAACAAAGAACAAGCGCGCUGCUUCUUUCGCAGCCUUCAUGGCGCAAGGAAAGGGCGUGGUCAGCAAGGUCUGCGAAUGCAUCGUCAAGCCAGAUGAGCAAGACCCUUACACCUGGACACGAACCAAGACUGUUGAUGGUAAUGGCCGAACAAGAACCGUUGAUGUCACUGCAACAAAGACCACGACCAUAACCACGACCAAGACCAAAUCUACGACUUCGACGUCAAGUACGACUACGACUACGACUACGACUACAACUACAACUUCCACCACCAACGGUCCUAUCGUCCAACCGACGGGAAAGCCAGGCAGCUCGCCCUGCCGAGCUGGAGCUCAGAACCUAUCAGGUUGCAACAGGACUUGUACCUGCAACCGUGAUGUUGAUUUGACAAACAACUACUGCGCCCUUGCGCAGCCUGGUGACGGACUCAAACAGUGCACCAAUGAUGACCAGUGUCUGGAUAACCAGGUUUGCAUCGACUUCCUGAGCAACAACCAGUUCAAGUGCUAUUCGUUCACCGGCUGCUCCAGCACCUUUAACGGAGGAUUGAAGCGAAACGAGGACUAA